Messenger RNA from Aspergillus mulundensis, 1038 nucleotides. RefSeq lists its product as uncharacterized. Lineage: Eukaryota; Fungi; Ascomycota; Eurotiomycetes; Eurotiales; Aspergillaceae. The transcript has 2 exons. The record is from RefSeq and is a predicted model, not a curated record. The coding region runs from base 1 to 1038 and encodes 345 amino acids.
AUGAGGCUUUCUAUUCUGACCACAGGAUUCAUGCUCCUGGUGCGCGCACUGGGCGAUGGCGAACGAGGUGCAGCAGAACGCACAUUGAUCUUUGCGACAUAUGUCAUGGAGGAGAUUUACGAUUCAGACGACUACGACUCCAAAGUUGCCAGCGGAUGCCAGGGCUCUAGAACAGGGCUCCGUGGGCAGACAGGCCGGUGCACGCUCAAGGAGCUGUGCGAACAUCUGUGGAUGCAGUCCGAUUGGGAGGUAACCCAGCUGGGAGAGGACGGCAAGCCAAUGAAGGACGACGAAGGCAAGACCAUCACCGUCCCCCAAAGCGACAGCAGACCCGAUCCCAGUCAGACCGGGUGGAACGUGAACGCGGAGAAGGGCAACCUGCUCGACAAGCUCGAGCCGAAAAAGAUGAUCCAGGCCAUCCUGGCAGUCACAGACAAGACCACCAAGAAGAAACUAGACAAGAAGGGCUACUAUGGGAACCUGAACGUGGGCAAUGCGAUCGAGGGCGCGACCGACUACUACGAGACGAUGGCCGACUUCGGCCGCAAUACCUGGGACUUCCGGCAGGAGGCUCUGAAGGUCGAAUCCGAGCUAACUCCUGCCGUCCAGAACCGGUUCAAAAAGUGGUAUGAUCACGCAGAUAUUGCUGCAAAGGUGGUGGUGGACUUGAGGAUGAAGGACAAGUACAAGAUGGAAGAGCUUGCCAUCAAGGACGGACUGAAGAGACUCUUCGAUCCCAACACCGAGGACGGGAGGCAGAAGCGGAAUGCAGUGCGCCUGGUCAAAACGGACGCAGGUCAGCUCAUUACGAACAAACCCAAAGAGCUCUUAGGAGUGGACAAGCUCCAGAUGGUGGACGUGGGUGCGACGGCCCAGGCACUGGCAGGACCGCUGGAGAUGAGCGAGCAGGAGCUGGAAGACAAAAUGAAACAGAUCAAGCAGGCAGGCAUGGCCUCGGAGGUUGGCAUCACCCAUCAGGCGGCCAUUGACGCGGCCCAGCGCAGCCAGAAGCUGGUGGCGGGGGGCACAUGCGGUUAG